Molecule: messenger RNA, 1683 nt
Organism: Trichoderma virens Gv29-8
Lineage: Eukaryota; Fungi; Ascomycota; Sordariomycetes; Hypocreales; Hypocreaceae
Exons: 4
Coding region: 1-1683 (560 amino acids)
Source: RefSeq, a predicted model, not a curated record
AUGACCGACUGGGAGACCCGGGCCCGGGAGCAUGCGAACGAUGUAAACGCACGGAUUCCUGAGAAAUGGGUCAUCCAGGGCAAGAUCCCUACAGCAGACGAGCAACGAGAUGUAACGGGUUACAUUCGUCAGUUUCUGACUGCACGAGAAAUCCGUAUCACCGAGACCGAGGCCAUCGAUAUUGUAGCAAAUAUAGCGUCAGGGACAUGGAAAGCAAAAGAAGUUACCGAAGCAUUUUGCCACAGGGCAGCACUGGCCCAUCAACUGGUUCAUUGCCUACAUGAGAUAUUCUUUGCUGCGGCUAUCUCAGACGCAGAAAAACUUGAUGAUUACUUUGAGAGGACUGGCCAGACAGUUGGUCCACUUCAUGGACUGCCCGUGUCACUGAAAGAUCAGUUUCACGUGAGGGGCGUUGAGACAACCAUGGGCUACGUCGGCUGGUUAGGAACUUUUGAGGGUAGGGAGGGUACAGGGAAAGAGAAGGUCUUCGAAAGCGAGAUGGCACGCGAGUUACGAAACCUCGGAGCCGUUUUUUACAUCAAAACCAGCGUGCCACAGACAUUGGUGAGUGGGGAGACAUUCAACAAUUUUAUCGGUUACACCAAUAACCCCAAGAACCGUCACCUAUCUGCUGGUGGCUCUUCUGGAGGUGAGGGAGCAUUAAUCGCUCUGAAAGGGUCUCCUGUUGGGUUUGGGACCGAUAUUGCCGGCUCCAUCAGAAUGCCCGCCAGCGCCAACGGAAUUUACGGUCUCAAACCCUCUGCUUAUCGUCUUCCAUACGAGGGCGUGGCAACUAGUCUGGAUGGUCAAAACACUAUCCAAUCCAGUAUUGGGCCUUUGGCACCUUGUGUUGGCGCGAUGCGCCUACUGUUGAAAAAUGUUUUGGCAAGCAAGCCCUGGCUGUAUGACCCACAAGUUGUAGAGCUCCCAUACCGCGACGAGCUCGAGCAAUGCACUCGCGAUCUCGCCAAGCGCCGGCUAGUUUUUGGAAUCCUGGAUCAUGACGGCGUCGUUACUCCUCAUCCCCCAGUGGCACGGGCCAUGGGUCUUAUACGGUCUGCUAUUGAGGAUCUAGGGCAUGGAGUUCUUGAAUGGAAGCCGCCCGCUCAUUCGAGGGCGGUGGGUAUCUUGGUGAACUCACUUUUAUAUGACGGCGGACAAGAUGUGCAUAAGAACUUCCGCCUAUCCGGUGAAAGAAUCUUCCCCCAAAUCACAGGCCUGUAUGGCGAGACGCCUAGCGACAAACAACAGAACGCCACCGAUAUCGCCGCCAACAAUGUCUUGAAGCGUGAAUAUCAAAAGGAAUACCUGGAUUAUUGGAAUGGGACGGCUGAAAUUACUGGCACUGGUCGCCCGGUCGAUGCUUGGAUUCUUCCUGCGGCACCGUUUACCGCAGCGAGACCUGGACGCUAUGACUGGUACGGCUACACUGCGGUCACUAAUGUUCUUGACUACACGACUGCCGUGGUUCCCGUCACUACGGCCAACAAGGACAUUGACUUGAAGAAUGAGACAUACACUGCUCUUAACGAUUGGGACCGAAAAGUUUGGGAAUCGUACGAUGCAGAGAUCUAUGACGGUGCGCCGGUGGCUGUACAAAUAGUCGGCCGACGCUUUGAGGAGGAAAAGAUUCUUGUCCUGGCCGAAGUUUUAGACGAGGCACUUGGUAGGGCCAAUUCCUAG